CCUGAUUCAAGUCCCACUGGGUGCGCUUGUUUUCGAAAGAUAGGCAGUUGAUUACUCUGGCCUGGAUUAUUAGGCCUGAAUGGAGUAACGUUAUAUGACUUCGGGUUUAGUUUUAACAGCAGCGAAUAUGUAAGACUGCUAAAUCACAGUGACUUGAUUUCUUCUUCCUUCUUACAAGAAGGAACUAACGUGAUGUAUGUGACCACCUUCCUGCGUUAUAUUAGGCUUGGUGGUAGAUGUGUUUCUGCUCGUAUGGUUCAGAGGAGGAAUCUCUCAGGAGCGGAUGCCAUUAAUGCCCUGCGGCCCUUUUACUUUGCAGUGCACCCUGAUUUCUUUGGCCAGCAUCCAAGAGAGAGAGAAGUAAAUGAAAACUCCCUCAAAAGGCUAAAUGGUUAUCUGGAAAAUCUUCAGAAGCCUGGGGCAAGAUCCCCCAAACCUGCAAACCUCACUUUUUAUGUCAGGGACACAAAAGAAAAAGCAGACUCCAGUGGUAGACUGCUAGCCUCAGGAUUCCGUUCGGUGACCUUCACCCUGCAGUCUAAGGAUGUUCUGAGCACAGUGUUGGAUGUUCUGAGGUCCUGUAGCCUCUCGGUUGAACAUAUUCAAGAUGUGCUCAAGGCUGAGACCGAGAAGAGCUCGACACAACAGCCUGGAACAGCUUUCUAUCGGCCCAUCAAAUGGGACAAGACUUAUUACACUUUCACAGGAUUCAGGGACCCAGAGCAGGAGUUAGAACAAGCCAGAAGAGUCGAGCCCACACUCAGUUUAUGGCUGAGAAAAAAUGAGUCGGAGGCCACAAAGAAACAGAAUGCCAGUCUUCCACGGCGUGAGGAGCUGAAAAGACUGAAAAGAGAGUUGAUUCAGAAACUUGGUUUGUUGGAUAUCAGGUGGCAGCGCAAAUGGGGAGUUGCACACAAAUGCUGUCAGCUGCAGAGUCUGGGUCGUCUCUCCACACAAAGCCCUGAGGCUCUGCACAUCCUGAGAGGUCACGUAAUAGUUUUUACUGACCAGUCAGGGAUGAAUGCCUCAGGGCAUGUUAUGUUAGGAACAAUGGAUGUCCACCAUCAAUGGACAGAGCUCUUUGAAAGAUUGCCGAGUUACAGAAGCCUGUUCCAGCAGUCGGACUGGCUGAAGGAGCGCAUCAGUCACCUUUUGGGAGGGAUUCAGGUGAUCCACAUCGAGCGGAUGGGUCCAGCUCUGCCUCUGGAGGAACAUUACAGUACCCUCAACACUUUCCACAAGAGACUGUUACCUCAGCGCCUCUCCCUGCACCCCCGCAGCAUGCAAGGCCUCACAAUGAGCUUGGAAAAUGACCGCUCCACCCCCUGCCUGCAUGAGAUGGGCCACUUCAUCAUCCCCACUGUGUGUGACACCCUCCAGCUGCAGAACUUCCUCCAGAGCCAGGCCCAGGAGGCCCGGAAACGCAUGCGGCGCAAAGACAAGUUGGAGGCAGAGGAAGAAGACAUAAUUUUGUGUUGUCUGCAGGAUUUGUCUCUGCACAGUCUGUCUAAAGAGCCCAGUGUGUCGAGCAGUCAGAUGAUCCCCUGCUGUAGGCGUCUGAUGGAGGAGAGAUCCCCGCAGAUGCAGGGCCUUCAUCUCUACAUCUCUCACUUCUAUUCGGUCAUGCAGGAUGGGGAUCUGUGUAUUCCCUGGGACUGGAAGGGCUGAAACACUCUGAACUCUAUUUGGACUUUAUUACUAUGCCUCUCAGGCUCAGGUGUAGUCUGAAUUUUUUGAAGGUUUUGGCGUAGUGUAUAGGCAUAAUCAUAAAUGCACUUUGGUACUAAAAUACUAAAAGAUAUUGUUGUGCUUCUGAGGCAGUGGGCCCCAGUCAUGUGAUGUUAUAACUUGGCAUAGAAUGUUUGAUGUAUAUUUGCACUGCCAAACCAUACACAUUAUUCAUGUUACAAUCUACUAUAAAAAUAUA
Carassius carassius (crucian carp) is the source of this 1927-nucleotide messenger RNA. It is a transcript of the gene tcaim, whose product is annotated as T cell activation inhibitor, mitochondrial. NCBI's taxonomy places the organism in Eukaryota, Metazoa, Chordata, Actinopteri, Cypriniformes, Cyprinidae. Bases 193 to 1668 code for a protein of 491 amino acids. Gene Ontology annotation, cellular component: mitochondrion. The transcript has 11 exons. The record is from RefSeq and is a predicted model, not a curated record.